Messenger RNA from Chelmon rostratus (copperband butterflyfish), 2159 nucleotides. RefSeq names its product progestin and adipoQ receptor family member Vb (gene paqr5b). The transcript is spliced from 8 exons. Lineage: Eukaryota; Metazoa; Chordata; Actinopteri; Chaetodontiformes; Chaetodontidae. Gene Ontology annotation, cellular component: membrane. The record is from RefSeq and is a predicted model, not a curated record. Gene Ontology annotation, molecular function: signaling receptor activity. Bases 192 to 1271 code for a protein of 359 amino acids.
UUCCAGAGAGACAGGAGGGGGAGUGGCACAGGUACGCUAGAUAUUCUCGCCGGGCAUGAAGAGGGAGGAGGUGAAGGGGAGAAACCUUGAGGACAGCAUGGCAACACAAGCCUUAUAAAGACGGAGGCACACCCUGCCGGCCUCAGUUGAGCUCUCCUCCCAGACAGCAGCAGCAGCACCUUGCCGUAGUCAUGCUCAGCCUCAGACUACCACGAGUCUUCACCAUCAAUCAAGUGCCCAAAGUUUUCCAUGAGGACAGCAUCAUCUCCGGCUACCGACACCCCCGCAGCUCGGCCACUGACUGCAUCCUGAGCCUCUUCCAGCUGACCAAUGAGACGCUCAACAUCUGGACCCACUUUCUGCCCACCUGGUACUUCCUUUGGAAGCUAGUGACAGUGGUGCUGAUUCAGACAGCAUGGCAGGACUCCUUCACCUGGCCUCUGGUGGUCUUCCUGCUGUCCUGCUGCGUUUAUCCGCUGGCAUCGAGCUGCGCUCACACCUUCAGCAGCAUGUCACCCCGGGCACGCCACAUCUGCUUCUUCUUCGACUACGGCGCCCUCAGUCUCUACAGCCUGGGGUCAGCAGUCAGCUACUCAGCUUAUGUUUUCCCGGACAAGUGGGUGGACAGCUUCUUCCACGAGUGCUACAUCCCCAUCGCUGUGCUCAACACUGUCAUCUGCACCGCCGUGGCCUGCUACUCCAGGCUUGGCUUACCAUUUCAGCAAUAUAAUAGUGACAUCGCAAAGAGAUUUCCUGAAUGCCAAAGUCCAAAGUACAGCAAAUAUCUCCGUGUUCUUGCCUUUGCCUACCCCUACCUGUUCGACAACAUUCCUCUGUUCUACCGGGUGUUUCUUUGUGUAGGGGAAGGCUGUACAGACAAUGAUACCAACGUCCUCCACUACAACCACAUCGCCUUGGCUUUCCUCACAGGCUUUCUGUUUGCCACACAUUUACCUGAGCGCCUGGCACCUGGCAGCUUCGACUACAUAGGUCACAGCCAUCAACUCUUCCAUGUGUGCGGCAUCCUCGGCACCCACUUCCAGAUGAAGGCCAUUGAACAGGACAUGGUGACGCGGCGCUCGUGGCUCCUCGAGCGCUCCAUAUCCAUCACCUUUGCCAACUCAGUGGGUGCAGCGAUGCUUUGUGUGGUGGUGAAUUUGAUUAUCAUCCUGCUCUUCAGUCUACCUCUUCUCUUUGCCCCAGUCUACCCAGAAAAGAAAAAUGAUAAAGGUCCAAAGAAAACCUUACCCAAAGUCUGCCCCCACUGCUAAAUCUCUGGCUUCAUAAGUCACAGCUGAGGGAUCCCAGCUGGUCACAAUACAGAGAUAUAAAAAGAGUGUGUUAUGGGUGAUACAGAAACAUUGUAAUGACCACUCCUGAGCUACAAGGAGCUGAAGUAAUGUUGAAGUGAAUCAUAACUUGCAGUCUGCACUGAACUCAUGGUGGUUUUUGGCCUUCAGACAUCACUGUGAUGACUGCUGUUAAAUCUGUGGGUACACUGAAAAUAAGGGCACACAUUGCACUAACAUACAAUGGAAAUUAAACAAAAUGUUUGUUACCAUAAUAUGUAAUGAAUCUAAAUGUUUCUGAGGAAACUUGUUCCUGCAAAAAGCUACGAAUGUAGCGGGUUAGCUACAUGAUGGGACAGUGCUUUAUGUAUUUAUGAAACUAUCUUUUGCUCAAUUCUGAUUUCCACACAUGUGGGGUAUGAAGAGCUGCAGGGAACCAAAAACUGUACAAUUCAAAAUGCUGAUUUCAUGUUCAAUUUGAAAUUGUAGUGCUGCGUUUCGAGAGUGCUUUCACACAGCCUAUUGGAUUGCUCAUGUUCAGUAAAAGCCGUGGGACUGUACAUCACUCACAUCAAACAUGUCAAGACAAAAGAGUUAUAAGGGAAGAAAAAUGUUUUGCUCAUGAGUUUGAGCUGCCUGCGUAAUGGCAAGUUCAGUUACUCUUAAUAUAAGUUAUGCAAUACAGGUGAAACAUUUUCAGAAUCAUGUAUUUCCCUUAAAAGGAUGCUGUUUCUGUUCCGGUUGACCUGUGUGACACAUCACUCCGUUCCCGUGAUGCAAACUGAGUAUUUAUGUACAAUGUUAUUUAUUCUGAUUUUUCAAAUAAAUAUUAACCAAAUCUGCCCACAUGUCAUUCUAAAUCUUAGUAGG